CCUUGGUGUGUGUAUGUAUGUGUCUGUUUGUGUGUCCCGUUCUCGGAGACGUCCAAAUCUCUUCUCUCUUCCUCUCUCCCGCCCACCGUGCGCUCAAUAAAAUUAAAUUUGCCGGGAGAGACGGAGGAAGAUGGCGGCCACUGACCGUUCCAGGUCCGAAGCUGCGAAGCAGCGGCGCCAGGAUCAGCUGCGGCGGUGGCAGGGAUCGGAGACGGACCUAACCGGCGCUGAAAUGCGAAGUCGUGCUCUAAAAUCUGCCAAAGUGCGCUUCGCUCAGGGCGCCGUGUUUAUGGCCGCCUGCUCGGCCGGGGACCGGGAAGAGGUUGCCGAGCUUCUGAGACAGGGAGCAGACAUCAACCACGCAAACGUGGACGGGCUCACAGCGCUGCACCAGGCCUGCAUUGACGAGAACACUGAGAUGGUGCAGUUUCUUGUGGAGAACGGUAGUGAUGUGAACCGAGGGGACAAUGAGGGCUGGACACCCCUCCAUGCAGCUGCUUCCUGUGGCUUCAUCCAGAUUGCUAAGUACCUGAUCGAACAUGGUGCACAGGUGGGAGCAGUGAACAGUGAGGGGGAACUUCCUUUGGAUGUGGCCACGGAGGAAGCCAUGGAAAGGCUGCUGAAGGCAGAGAUCAAAAAACAGGGUGUGGACGUGGAGCAAGCAAGGAGGGAGGAGGAGAGAGUGAUGAUGCAGGACGCCAUGGCUGUUUUAGCAGGAAGUGGUUCUCUGGUGCCUCAUCCCAACACUAAGGCCACACCGCUGCACGUAGCCGCAGCUAAAGGCUACAUUGAAGUGCUCAAGGUGUUACUGAAGUGUAAGUUGGAUGUGAACAGUAGGGACAGUGAUGGCUGGACAUCUCUACAUGCUGCUGCUCACUGGGGGCAGGAGGAAGCAUGCAGUCUACUCGUGGAUCAUAUGUGUGACAUGAAUGCUGUUAAUAACGUGGGUCAAACUGCUCUUGAUGUUUCUGACGAGAAUCUAGUGGACAAGUUGGAGGAGCUGCAAAAGAAGCAAAAUGCAAUGCGUACUGAGAAACAGAAGAUCAAGAUGCCUGUUAUUGAAACCAGUCCAUCUAUCUCUAUGGCACCAGUCCGUCCUCGCAGGACGUCCAUCUCUCGUAUGAGCAGCAAGGAGAAGAUCACAUUGCACGAGAGAGAGAAGCACCCUCCGCCCGCCCUCCAGACUCCACCCACGGAGGAAGAGGAGGAGGAGCCAAACCGGCCAGGUGCACCGUCCAAAGCCUCCAGCAGCUCCAGCUCAGAGGAGGAGAGCGAAUCGGAGAGCGAUGCUGAAUCAGAAAAGGCAAAAACCAGGGAGUUGAUCAACAACUUGAACAACAAGCGCAACAGUGCUGCUCCUAUAACGACCACAAACAGCAGCACAACAAACCAGAUUAAAAAGUCUGAGCCAGCAAGGCCUGCAGUGAGUGAAGCUCCGGGUUCAUGGAGGACGUCUCUGCGCAAAGCCGGCAGCUCAGCAACACUGGGAACCUCAGGCGUGUCUGAUGCACCCACAGAAAAUCCACGGGGCACUGAAAACACCUCAAGCAUCGGCAUGUCCCGCUCUGCCUCCAGUCCCAGACUCAGCUCAGACAUUGACAACAAGGAGCCCAGGUUAGCCCGAGUGCAGCCCACUCCGUCCAGACGCCUGUUCAGUGUUGGAGACAGCAACACCAGUAGCACCUCAGAAAACCCUAGCAGCUGGUUGAGCAGAAGCUCUUCAUAUACCCGAAGACUGAACAGCCAGUCAGGCAGUGAGCCAGCAGCACAGAACCCUUCUUUACCUCGCAGCUCAUCUUAUGGAAGAAAACUUGAUGACCCUUCAGUGACCUCCGUCACCACACAGGGAACAUCUGGACACAGUCGCCUCAACAAUAUAGUGGCUCAAAGGUUAGCUCAGGAAGAGUCCGAAAAGAAGGAACCUGUCUCUACAACAACAGGAGAACAGGAGACAAAGCAGAGGCGGAGAUCAUAUCUGACCCCAGUACGUGAUGAAGAGGCUGAAGCUCAGAGGAAAGCUCGCUCCAGACAUGCACGUCAGUCCAGACGCUCUACUCAGGGUGUUACACUUACAGACCUCCAGGAAGCAGAAAAGACAAUAAAGCCUGAAUAUAAGGGAAAAGAAAGGACUAAGGAGGAAGAGGAAAAAGAAGCAAAGCAGAAGAAAGGAGAGGAAGGGGAGGUGAGUUGGAGGUCUCGCAUUGCAAACUUGCAGAAGUCGGACCUGCUGGGACUCACUCACCCUCCUGGUGCACCUCGUCCUGCUGACAGGAGAGAUGCAGAGGACAGUUUGGCUGACAUUGAGGAACGAGCAAGGGAGAGGAGGCGAGCGAGAGCUCGUCGGAGAGAAAGAACAGGAGAGAGUGAAGAUAAUGAGCCCAGUGCAGAGGAUGAGAGCAGUGGUGGGCCGGACCCACAGACAGACAGAUAUAUUAGCAGCAGGUCUAAUCCAGCCCUCAAUGACUGUCUCAUGGCAGGGGGAUCAGACAUCAAAGAUUAUAAAAGGUUGUUUGAGAAGUUGUCUAGGGAGAACACUCAGCUGCAGGCUCAACUACAGGACACGCUGAGAAGUGUGUCUGUGACCAGAAUGGAGCUGGAGAAAGCAACCCAGAGACAGGAGAGGUUCAGUGACUGCACUGCUCUUUUGGAGUUGGAGAAAAAGGAGAAGGCGAUGUUAGAGAGACGUGCAGUGGAGUUAGAGGAGGAGCUGAAAGUAUUGGGGGAUCUAAAAGCGGAUAAUCAGAGGCUGAAGGACGAAAAUGGAGCGCUCAUUCGAGUGAUCAGCAAGCUCUCAAAAUAGACAAUGGAAAGUGUGAAGGGAACGAACAAACGAGAGGGAGAACAAAAAAAUAGACAGAGGCUCAGAGAGAGACAAUCCACCCCACCCCCAUUCUCACAUCCUCACAUCCUGUGCCAAAGAAUUAGCUGUGUGUGAGAAAGAGAACGAAAGAAUGAUAGAGCAUGUCACUUUUUUUUAAUGUGCACCGUUUAAACAAACUACAUUUUGACCUGAUCCCUACCUGACUGAGUGUGUGUUUGUGUGCAUGUGUGUGCACAGUAAGCUACCCUUCAACACAUGCAUAUUCACUAUGAACUCUAUUUGCCCCUUUGUUUAGGAGUCUAGUUGGAAAUGAUGCACUCAUAUGGAAGUAUGCACAUACUUGGCAGGCUUGCAUGCACACACACACACACACACACACAGCAUUCACAUGAGUGCCACACACAUUCCACACCUCUCAGGCUUCUUUAGGUAUGCAGUAAUUUUGCACUUUGCAUACACCUCACACACACACACACACACACACACAGGCUGAUUUAGUCUCUUCUUAUACGAGUUGCCAAUUCUAUGACCACUUUUGUACCUAGUAUUGGCUGAAAGUACAGCCACACAGCACUACAAUCAUGCUAUGCCUUGUGUAUUUUCCUACACGUAUUAAUAUAAAGGUGAAGAAUAGAAUAUUGUUUUCAUGUGUUUUUCGUUUUCAUCAAUUCCUCUUACCUGUUGUUCGGUGAUGAGGAUGGUAACUCUGUUUAU
This is a messenger RNA of Hemibagrus wyckioides, 3535 nucleotides long. Its product is annotated as protein phosphatase 1 regulatory subunit 12A. Gene Ontology annotation, molecular function: protein kinase binding; enzyme inhibitor activity; phosphatase regulator activity. Gene Ontology annotation, cellular component: Z disc; cytoplasm; A band. Gene Ontology annotation, biological process: signal transduction. Lineage: Eukaryota; Metazoa; Chordata; Actinopteri; Siluriformes; Bagridae. The record is from RefSeq and is a predicted model, not a curated record. Bases 131 to 2800 code for a protein of 889 amino acids. The transcript is spliced from 25 exons.